CGCGCCGGGAAUCUGUGUUAAAUUAAAAGUGUUUUGGGUACAAAACGUGUCGUUUUUCUUGUAAAAUAUGUAAUGUUUGUUUUUUCUACGAAAUAAUUCAAAACUAUAAAUGCUAGUAAGGGAAUGACGUGAAGACAAUCGCCAUCGGAUUCGGAUUUUCAGCGUGUUUGGGUCGAAGAAGAACGGAGAGGUGCCGUCGAGUCGAGAGCACAGGGUGACCUCGAGAUCAGCUGAUGCGCGUAGCAGUCUGUGAUUAGAUGAAUGCAGGUGUCAAAGGUUUUAUCUUCAAAGGGACUCCAUGUCUUUCUUGGACUGUUCCUGCAUCUCCCACGCUCAGGUCCAGCCCAUGGACAUAGAGGAGCGCUAUGAGGACACCAGCCACCCCUUCCUGAGCUGUGACGGUUCUGAAUACACCCUGCAAGGCCCGGCGGGUGGAGACGACGUGACGGGGCUGUCGGCCGAGCCGGCCCACUACCAGCUGCUGUCUGAACUCGGGCGGGGCUUUAACAACCUGAGCCAGGUGCACAUGGCGCGCCACAUCCCCACGGGCCAGCUGGUGGCCGUCAAGCAGACCAACCUGGACGAGUGCACGGAGGAGGAGCUGCUGCAGCUCAUGAACGAGGUCCUGCUGUCCCGCCUCUUCCGGCACCCCCACCUGCUGACGUCCCGCCUGGUGUUCAGCUCCUGCUGCCAGCUCUGGGUCCUCUCCCCGCUCAUGGCCUACGGAUCUGCAGACUCCUUGCUGAGGAUGCACUUCCCCGACGGGAUGAGCGAGUCUCUGAUAGCGUACCUGCUGUCCGGCGUCCUGAAGGCGUUGGAGUACCUGCACCGGAUGGGCUACGUGCACCGGGGGGUGAAGGCCAGUCACAUCCUGCUGUCGGCCGAGGGCCGCGUCUAUCUGUCCGGGCUGCACAGCGUCUACAGCAUGAUGCGAGAGGGCAAGAGGAUGAGGGCCGUGUUCGACAUGCCGCACCACAGCCCCUCGCUGCUGCCCUGGCUCAGCCCCGAGCUGCUGCGACAGGACCUGCACGGCUACGGAGUCAAGUCCGACAUCUACAGUCUGGGCAUCGUGGCCUGCGAGCUGGUCAGCGGCCGGGUGCCUUUCCAGGACAUGCCUCCCACUCAGAUGCUGCUUCAGAAGCUGCGCGGCUCCCACUGCUGCCUCCUGGACGUGGCCCCCUUCCCCCUGGGCGAGCUGGGCGGGUUGAAGGUGUCGAGGUCCGGCGUGGACUCGGGCAUCGGGGAGAGUGUGGCCACGGGCAGCCUGACGCACAGCGCCACCGCGCCCGUCGCCGAGCGGCCCCAGAGCCCCGGGCCCAAGAACCACUCGGCCACGCUGCACAACCUGGUCCAGCUGUGUCUGCAGCAGCAGCCCGAGCGCAGACCGUCAGCGACCGAGCUGCUGACCCACACCUUCUUCAAACAGGUGAAGAGGCACACCAGAGACUCCUUCCUCAGCCUCAUGUACCCCGCCGUGCCCCUGUCCAGCCCCGAGGACCCCCCGGUGUCCACCCCGCCCGCCCCGUCUGCCAGCCCAGACUUCCCCGAGGCCGUGUGGGACUUCUCCUAACCGGGCCACACAAGAGACAAUCACAUCAAAGCAAUGAGGCCAACUUCUACUGUGCUUUUACUUUUCAGUCACAUCGACUCUGAGCCUUUUGUUUUUAAGUGCUGGAUUGGAUAUUGAUUAUCCACAAUAUUGAAAAUAGACUGAGCCAAAGGAUGGAUUAGCAAUUAAAAGUCCUCCAGGUCCUAUUUGAGGUGGGUAUGUGAGGGUGGAUGUUUUUCCUUCAAAGUGUUAUCAUAUCGUCAAACUGUGAAUAGAUAUAUAACAUAUACGUGCAUAUAUAAAUAUAUAUACUCAUCUGAGGUUUUCCAGGAGAAAUAAUAACAGACAACACUCCAUUUCAUCUGUCUCAUAUGAACUCUAAAAAUGCAAUGCACACAUUUUACAAUGCAGUUUCUGAAAACGUGUUAUAAAUCAUCAUCUCCCUCCAGUAUUAAAAGUCCCGUUGGGAUGUUUUCGCCUCACAUCGACACUACCGGGGCAGAAUCACUUCCUCACACUGCUAACUUGAUUGAUAGAACUACCUGUGGUCUGUUGCCAUAAACCUGCACUGUACGUUUCAUUUCUGACAGGAGCAACCGAACUUAUCUGUGGGGAGAGGGAAACCUUUUUGAUGCCAUGUUGAUCAGUUCUGUGAUCUCCCACAAUGCCUUUAUGAUUUGCGUCCACAGUACAGUGAACUUUGUGUAACUGUGAUAAAGUGUAUGAACUGUGACUUGCAGUACAUAUCAAUCCUAGCGGCUGUAUGAGCUUUAUCUAGUAACAUUAUAAAUGAAAUAUGUAUAUCUAAAAAUUUGAUUUACAAAC
This is a messenger RNA of Salarias fasciatus (jewelled blenny), 2374 nucleotides long. It is a transcript of the gene stradb, whose product is annotated as STE20 related adaptor beta. Gene Ontology annotation, molecular function: ATP binding; protein kinase activity; protein serine/threonine kinase activator activity. NCBI's taxonomy places the organism in Eukaryota, Metazoa, Chordata, Actinopteri, Blenniiformes, Blenniidae. Gene Ontology annotation, biological process: protein phosphorylation; activation of protein kinase activity; protein export from nucleus. Bases 299 to 1570 code for a protein of 423 amino acids. The record is from RefSeq and is a predicted model, not a curated record. Gene Ontology annotation, cellular component: serine/threonine protein kinase complex. The transcript is spliced from 13 exons.